AUGCAAUCCCGACAAUCACCACCAACUUACGAAGAGAGUACGCAGAAUGCGAUGGAAAUUUACACAAAGCUAGUGGAACACACCAAGACACCGGAGGACCUGCUAGAGCCACUUUUGUCGGACAAGUUGACCAUCGAUGAAAAGCAAAAGCUCAUAGAGGAGGCCCCUGAUGUAGUCUUUUUGGGGGGUGGGAACAAUACAACUAGGACUCCAAGCCUUGAGACUCGGCUUGAGAAUGCAAAAUGCGACGAGCUUGCUCAGAUAGUAGCCUACCGUGACCAUUUACUCAACGCACCGGACCGUGGCUGGUGUAAUGAACUCAUUAAGCUGGAUAUAACCCUACGAGUGAUUGUCCAGCGCAGAAUAUGGCUUAAGCAAAAAUUCAAAGCCCUACAGAUUCAGACAUAUCAGAAAAGAUCUAUAGACAACUCGGAUAGGUGUCGGCUCAAGGACGAGGAAAAUAAAACCAAAUCCCCCAACUCAAUAUACUAG
Molecule: messenger RNA, 492 nt
Organism: Penicillium concentricum
Lineage: Eukaryota; Fungi; Ascomycota; Eurotiomycetes; Eurotiales; Aspergillaceae
Exons: 1
Coding region: 1-492 (163 amino acids)
Source: RefSeq, a predicted model, not a curated record